Molecule: messenger RNA, 2484 nt
Organism: Cheilinus undulatus (humphead wrasse)
Lineage: Eukaryota; Metazoa; Chordata; Actinopteri; Labriformes; Labridae
Gene: slc26a6l1
Product: solute carrier family 26 member 6, like
Exons: 18
Coding region: 1-2484 (827 amino acids)
Biological process (GO): transmembrane transport
Cellular component (GO): membrane
Molecular function (GO): secondary active sulfate transmembrane transporter activity; oxalate transmembrane transporter activity; chloride transmembrane transporter activity
Source: RefSeq, a predicted model, not a curated record
AUGGAGUACACACGCAGAUGUGGGAAAUACCGAGUGGAGAGGGAAGUGCUAGAUGAGGAGAGACUGGAAGAGUUAACACAGAGAAAACCGCACUCUGACAGCUGUCCUCCACUGUCUGAAAGGCUAAAAGGUUCAUUAAGAUGUACAAUACCCAAACUCAAACACACUUUGCUGAGCAGCUUUCCUGUGUUAUACUGGCUGCCUAAGUACUCCGUCUGGGACUACGGCAUGCCAGACCUCAUUUCCGGCAUCAGUGUGGGCAUAAUGCAUCUGCCGCAGGGUAUGGCGUAUGCACUUCUGGCUUCCUUACCUCCUGUUUUUGGCCUUUACACAUCCCUCUAUCCAGCAUUCAUCUACAUCUUUUUUGGAACAUCACGUCAUAUUUCCAUUGGUACAUUUACAGUACUCAGCAUUAUGGUGGGUAGUGUGACUGAGAGACUUGCUCCAGAUGUGCAUUUCCCUAAUACAAAUGGGACCAACUUGACCGCAGAGGUAGACAUCACUGCUCGGGACUCAUACAGGGUGCAGGUCGCCACUGCUACUACUGUUCUAAGUGGAUUAAUUCAGGUGGUCCUGGGUUUGGUAAAGUUUGGAUUUGUAGGAACAUACCUGUCUGAGCCUCUGGUACGGGCUUACACAACAGCUGCUGCAGCUCAUGCUGUUGUUGCACAACUGAAGUACAUCUUUGGAGUUUCACCAACACGAGUCAGUGGGCCCUUGUCAUUGGUGUAUACUCUAAAGGAUGUUUGCUCCUUGCUGCCACACACUCAUCUCCCCACACUGGUGGUCAGUGCAGUGUCCAUGGUGUUUCUGAUAGCAGCAAAGCAGCUCAACUCAUUCCUCAGUCCAAAGCUACCUGUUCCAGUCCCUGUGGAGCUCAUCACAAUUGUGGCAGGAACAUUAAUAUCAUCCUUUACCAGCUUGAAUGGCAACUACUCUGUCUCAGUGGUUGGAGAGAUUCCUAGUGGUCUACGUUCUCCAAGUGUCCCAGAUGUGAGUCUUUUUGGAGAAGUAAUUGGUGAUGCUUUUGCUUUGGCUGUUGUUGGGUAUGCCAUAUCUAUUUCACUUGGAAAAACAUUUGCACUGAAGCAUGGAUACAAGGUGGACAGUAACCAGGAGCUGGUGGUGCUGGGUCUCAGUAAUACAGUAGGAGGCUUCUUCCAUUGCUAUGCUGUCUGUCCCUCUAUGUCUCGAAGUCUCAUCCAAGAGACCACUGGAGGGAAAACACAGAUGGCUGGAGUGGCCUCCGCUGUAGUUGUGUUGGUGACGAUACUGAAACUUGGCCCCCUCUUCCAGGAGCUGCCUAAGGCUAUCCUUGCAGCAAUUGUCUUUGUUAAUCUGAAGGGUAUGUUCAAGCAGUACAAUGACAUUACUACCCUCUGGAGAAGCAGCAAGAUUGAUCUGGUGGUGUGGUUGGUCACUUGGGUGUCAACAAUGCUGUUCAAUCUGGAUCUUGGUCUGGCUGCAUCCAUCACAUUUGCUUUGCUCACUGUUAUCUUCAGAACUCAGAUGCCUACGUAUUCUGUUCUGGGAAAUGUUCCAGGUACAGAGCUGUACGUAGAUAUGGAGACACACAAAGAGGCUAGAGAAAUUCCCGGUGUCACAGUAUUUCGCUCUUCUGCCACUAUUUAUUUCGCCAAUGCUGAACUGUUUUUAGAAGCUCUAAAAGAAAAGAGCGGGCUUGAUAUCAGUAAAAUGAUUAUCUACAAGAGAAGGCAGGAGGCCAAACAAAAACGAAGAGAAAGGAGAGCAGAAAGGCGGGCAAAAAGGCGAGCCAAGAGAGAGCUUAGACGGGCACAGAAGGCAGCUAAACAUCUCUCUGCAGCACCGGUGUUCUCUGUGGAGGAGGAAGCUGGACACUGGAGGGACACACACAUGGACAACAAUGUCACUAAUGUGGAGGAGCAGGACUGGACCAAGAGGGAGAAUGGGACAGUGUUUGUCAUCCCAACCACUCCUCGAACACCUGAUGGUCAGUGUAGAUGGGAGUAUCUGAAGGGAGGAGGAGAUCCAGACUGCACCAGUUUAGGGUGGAUGUCUGAGCUGCAGGAUGGGGACACCACCACCCUGGGUUCUAGCAGCGACGAUACACUGAGCCGUGACCUGGAGCGGGUGUCCCUCGGAUCACUAGGGAAGUGGACGUGGGAUAUUCACUCCAUCAUUAUUGACCUCUCCACGGCUAACUUUGUUGACACAGUGGCUAUCAAGACUAUAAAAAAUAUUUUCCAGGACUUCAGUGAGAUUGAUGUUGAUAUCUACCUGGCUUGUUGUCAGGCCUCUGUGGUGGAACAGUUAGAACUCGGUGACUUCUUCUCUGACAUGAUAACAAAGAGGCACCUUUUUGCUUCAGUCCAUGAUGCUGUGCUGUACUGUCUGAACAAUCGUGGAUCCACAUCGUUCCCUAAAUAUGAGCCGGCUUUGGUGAGUUUAAGCUACGUAUUCGCUAUCACCACAGUUUAUACUGACCAGUUGGACAGGAAAUAA